CGACGUACCGUAGACACUUCCUCAUAACGCAGCUCGGCCAUUCAUUACAUGAAAAAAGAACCAAAAUAUACCUCCUUUUUGUGUAGUUUUGUCCUAUGGCUUCAACCAUGAUUCCUUACACUGUAAACAUUAAACUGGCCGCUCGGACACUGACCGGAACCCUUAAUUUACAGAACAAGACAGCAGUGGACUGGGGAUGGCAGGGUCUGAUUGCUCAGGGCUGUCACUCCAGUAUCCUCAUCAUUGACCCAAAGACAUCUCAGACCAUUCAAGUCCUGGAGAGGCACAAAGCAAACGUGGUCAAGGUGAAAUGGUCCAGAGAGAACUACCACCACAGUCUCAGUUCACCUUACUCUCUGCGUCUGGCAUCUGCAGACGCGGCAGGGAAGAUCAUUGUGUGGGAUGUGGUGAGCGGUAUGGCCCACUGUGAGAUUCAGGAGCACUCCAAACCCAUUCAGGAUAUGGACUGGCUGUGGGCUCAGGAUGCUUCACGAGAUCUUCUGCUGGCUAUACAUCCUCCCAACUACAUUGUUCUAUGGAACGGAGACACAGGCACCAAGCUGUGGAAGAAGAGCUAUGCUGAGAAUAUCCUGUCCUUCUCCUUUGACCCUUUUGAGGCCUCCAAUCUGGCAUUGCUGACCAGUGAAGGUAUAGUGUUCAUCACAGAUUUUUCUCACUCUAAACCACCUGGCAGUGGAGGUAAAAAGGUUUACAUCGCCAGUCCUCACUCAAGCCCUGCCCACAGCAAACCUGCCGCUGUCCAACCCACCGGCGCCAAGAAAGCCCUGAAUAAGGUCAAAGUGCUCAUCACCAAUGAGAAGCCCACGGCUGAAGCGGUGACUCUUAAUGACUGUCUCCAGCUCUCAUAUCUGCCGUCUAAGAGGAACCACAUGCUGCUGCUUUACCCUAGAGAAAUCCUCAUCUUAGACCUGGAGCUCAGCCAGACUGUUGGAGUGGUGGCCAUUGAGCGCUCCGGUGUGCCCUUUAUACAGGUAAUCCCCUGUGCCCAGAGAGACGCUCUCUACUGCCUCCAUGAGAACGGCUGCGUCACACUGCGUGUGUGUCGCUCCACAACACUUUCUCCUGAUGAAACAGUGACGGAUCCUGAACAGAGCACGCAGGAGUUGGUGUACGACCUCCGUUCACAAUGCGAUGCCAUCCGCAUCACUAAAACGGUGCGGCCGUACCGUGUGGUGAUCUGCCCUGUUAAUGAGAACAGCGCUGCCUUAGUGGUCAGUGAUGGCAGAGUAAUGCUGUGGGAACUCAAAGCCCAUGCCAGUAAACCUUCAUCCAACCUGAGUUCUGGCCAGCCGCCUCUGUAUUCCCCUGUGAAUUUCUGUGGGACGCCUUUAUGUCAGAACCAGAAAUGCAUCCCGGAUCUUUCUCUCAACACAAUGAUUGCUCACAGUCUUAUUUCUGGAGUGGACCCCCCACGACCCAUGGAUGGAGAACAGGAAGUGCAUCUGAAAUUCCUGUUGACAGGGUUACUGUCUGGCCUGCCUUUGCCCCCCUUCUCCCUCCGCAUGUGCCCACCGCUCACCACCAAGAACAUCAGCCACUAUCAACCCCUGCUGGCCGUGGGUACAAGCAAUGGCUCUGUGCUUGUGUACAACUUGACCAGUGGCCUGUUGCACAAAGAGCUGAGUGUUCACUCCUGUGAGGUCAGAGGGAUUGAAUGGGUUAGUUUGACCAGUUUUCUGUCCUUCGCCACCUCUGUUCCCAACAACCUUGGACUAGUGAGGAAUGAACUGCAGCAUGUGGAUUUACGCACAGGGCGGUGCUUUGCAUUUCGGGGUGAGCGCGGGAACGAUGAACCAGCCAUUGAAAUGAUUAAAGUGUCACAUCUGAAGCAGUAUCUGGUGGUGGUGUUCAGAGACAAGCCUCUGGAACUUUGGGACGUCCGCACCGGAACCCUGCUGCGCGAGAUGGCCAAGAACUUCCCUACUGUCACUGCCCUGGAGUGGUCUCCCUCACAUAACCUUAAAAGUCUGAAGAAAAAGCAGCUUGCAGCACGAGAGGCCAUGGCCAGACAGACUACUCUCGCCGAUGCUGAGCAGAGCAGUGUUGAGUCUUCCGUUAUCAGUCUGCUGCAGGAUGCUGAGAGUAAGUCUGAUACGAGUCAGGGCAUCUCGGCUCGUGAGCACUUUGUGUUUACUGACACGGACGGUCAGGUCUAUCACAUCACUGUGGAAGGCAACAGUGUGAAAGACGGUGCACGAAUCCCUCCUGAUGGCAGUAUGGGGAGCAUCGCCUGUAUUGCGUGGAAAGGAGACACUCUUGUUCUGGGAGAUGUAGAUGGAAACCUCAAUUUUUGGGACCUGAAGGCCCGUCUGUCAAGGGGUGUACCUACACAUCGUGGAUGGGUGAAGAAGAUCCGUUUCGCUCCAGGGAAAGGCAACCAAAAACUCCUGGUGAUGUACACAGAUGGAGCCGAAGUCUGGGAUACCAAAGAGGUGCAAAUGGUGAGCAGCAUCAGAGUGGGGCGCAACGUGAGUUACAGGAUUCUGGAUAUCGACUGGUGCACGUCAGAUAAAGUGGUGUUGGCAUCAGAUGACGGCUGUGUGAGAGUUCUGGAGAUGGCCAUGAAGUCUGCUAGUUACAGAAUGGAUGAGCAGGACCUGACAGAUCCAGUGUGGUGUCCAUAUCUUCUGCUGCCACGUGCUGCUCUCACACUGAAGGCUUUUCUGCUGCUGCAGCCCUGGUCGGAUAAAUUCACCAUGGACAUUGCACAUGUAGACUACGUGGAGAAGGAUGAAAUAAAGGGACUGAUCCAGGAACAGCUCAACUCUCUUUCCAAUGACAUCAAAAGUGUUCUCCUGGAUCCAAAUCUGAACUUGCUGCAACGCUGCCUCCUUGUGUCAAGGCUGUUUGGUGAUGAAUCAGACCUUCAGUUUUGGACGGUGACGGCUCAUUACAUCCAGUCUUUUGCCAAAAGCCAGCAGCCCAGUGGAUCAGCCCCAGAGGGCCUGGCACCAGCUGAGGGCCCCCAGAGCACUCUUGUCAGCCACCUAGACAUCUGCCACGACACCCUGUGUGAAAGCUCUUUCUUCCAGAGGUUUCAGUUGGAGCGGGUUCGUCUUCAGGAAGUCAAGAGGUCCAGCUAUGAACACACCAAGAAGUGUGCUGACCAGCUCCUGCUACUGGGUCAGACGGACCGGGCGGUGCAAUUACUCUUGGAAACCAGUGCAGAUAACUCCAGCUACUACUGUGACUCACUCAAAGCCUGUCUGGUGACCACCAUCACCUCUUCUGGCCCCUCUCAGAGCACCAUUAAGCUGGUGGCCACCAACAUGAUUGCCAAUGGCAAGCUGGCAGAGGGUGUGCAGUUGCUCUGCCUGAUUGACAAAGCAGCAGAUGCGUGUCGUUAUCUGCAGACGUAUGGAGAGUGGAACCGUGCUGCCUGGCUGGCCAAGGUGCGUCUGAACCCAGCAGAUAGUUCAGAUGUUCUGAAGCGCUGGGCAGAGCAUCUGUGUUCUCCUCAGGUCAAUCAGAAGUCAAAGGCAAUCCUGGUCCUGCUCUCGCUAGGGUGCUUCCAGAAAGUUGGCGAGAUGCUGCACAGCAUGAGAUAUUUCGACCGCGCUGCACUCUUUAUUGAAGCCUGUUUGAAAUAUGGUGUGAUGGAAACCAAUGAUGACGUUAAUAAGCUUAUAGGUGCUGCCUUCACCGACUACGCCAAGUUGCUCCGCUCCAUUGGGCUGAAGCAGGGUGCUGUGCAGUGGGCCUCCCGAGCGGGAGAGGCAGGACAGAAGCUGCUGGAUGUGCUGUCCCAGACAGAGGGCGCGGGGCCAGAGAUCAGCCCUCGAAAUGAAGAGGCGGAAGACACUCUAGUGACUAUAGAAUGACUUGCAUCAAAUGGAAUGGUGGGAGAAGAGGGUACACUUGUUAAAGAGCAGUUAUAAAACAAAAACUGUCACAGCAUGUCUUCACUGCAAACGAGCUGAGCGGUGCAAUGUCAGUUAUAAUGGGAGUGUGAUCUUUUGUUUUUGUGCUGUAAUGUCGCACCGCUCAACUGCAGUGUAUGCAUGUUGUUUGAUUUAUGCAUGUAUGCAGACAGAUGACAAACAAACAUGUCUUUUGUCAUAGCUUCUAAUUGUUUCUUUGUUGUAUUUUCUAAUUGUUUGCUGGUUGUGAGGUGUGCUGUGAUGUUGUGUGUCGUUUUAUUCACGCCAAGAAAACAUUCCUCUAACACCUACCAUCAUACUGUAAUGCAUUCCAAACCUGUUUUUGCACUUUUAUUGUCAACCAAAAACUUUUCCUUCUGACAUAAAAAUUAUAUAAUGCAAUAUCUGUGUUUGAUGGUGAAUAUGCUUAAAAUUCCACAUGGGGAGCCUAAAGAUUGUCUAAAGGCAGGAUAUAGUGAAGAUUUCAGAGAGAUGUGUUUAGUGAGUGUGUUGAAGUCAAUGGAAAACAUGUCCGUUUUACUCCAAAAUCAAAAGAAAAUAAUAAUAAAUAGUUUAUUUUGUGUUAAAGCUUAAGAAUAUUUUAAGGUUUAUAAAUACUUUUUUGCAUUGUAACAUUAUUGUCAUGGCUUUGUGAUAAAUAAGCAUAAAUGAAACACAUUUCAACAAAUACAGCUAUGGUGUAUUCAUAUGUAAAGAGAUCAAUGGAAAGGAGGAGGCGAGAACCGGAUUGUCAAUAUAAAUAAUAGUUUAAUAUAAAACUUAAACAAAAGACAAACACACACACACACACACACACACACACACACUCACGACGGACAUGUCCGUAAACUAUCUCUCUCUCCCACACGAUCCUCUGCAGUCGACCUUUAUCCCUCUCGGGAGGCUUGAUUAGCCUAAUACGGGACUGGGUGUGUACGAUCACGACCCGGCCCCGCCCUCCGCCCUGCCACAUUCCUCCCUCGUUCUCUCAGGCUGGGGAGCCCCCGGACUGACAUACACCCCCAAACCCUGGGGAAGGGCGUUCUUUAAGCCUAGACUGCCGGCAGGUCAUCCCCAUCUAACUGGACGAGGGAGGGGACACCUGUAACAGUGUAGUACCCCCCCAAAAAACACUGUAAAAUUUAAAAGAGAUUGAAAAGGCCAACGCAGAGAGAGAGAGGAGAGAGAAAUGAAAAAAAAAUAACUCUUACUCGCCAGUUCUCCGAUACGCCCCAGCUUGAUCCUCGGCCACUCCUCCACCCUCUAUCGGAUGACAGCCGCGCCUCUCCGGGCGGAUCAGAGGCAGUCCUCCAGCCCCUGGCAGACGGAACACCCUGCAGCGUUCUCGGGUAACAGAAGGGGUCUUCCUCCGCCCCUUGCAGCGGUUGGCAGUGAGCCCCUCCCCGCUCGUGGUCGGCGGUCUUAAACCCCGCUGUGUUUCAGCGGCCGGUAGGCGACUCCUGCGCCCCUGGCAGCAGCCCUGACUGCUCCAGGCGGUCAGUUAGGAGCCCCUUCUCCCUUCGCGGUCGGCAGCCAUCGUCCUCUUUCAGGCGUAUGGGCUCCUCGUCCCCCGGCAGAUGGCCGCGGCUGCUCCAUUGGGGUGGACGGUAGUGGUGAGAACUCUACUACGGCGUAUCCCUCCUCCUUCCCGGGUUUCGGCACCAGUGUAAAGGGAUCAAUGGAAAGGAGGCGGCGAGAACCGGCUUGUCAAUAUAAAUAAUAGUUUAAUAUAAAACUUAAACAAAAGACAAACACACAUGUCCGUGAAAAAGACAUGUCCGUAAACUAUCUCUCUCUCCCACACGAUCCUCUGCAGUCGACCUUUAUCCCUCUCGGGAGGCUUGAUUAGCAUAAUACGGGACCGGGUGUGUACGAUCACGACACGGCCCCGCCCUCCACCUUGCCACACCAUACUUUACAAUUUAAGUCAGAUUUUAUUUUUCACAUAACAGUAAUGUUAAUUACAUUUUCAUUAAUUACAGUAAUGAGAAUGUGAGGUGAAAUUUGCUUAAAAUAACAAAUUUUUUAAGCAAGCUAUAUCUUCUAAUUUCUUUUUAAUUUGGGGGUUAAACAUGACCCAGACAAGUUUUCUGUUUCAAACUAUUAGACUGAUAUUAAAUGGUUAUUAAAUGGCUAUUUUAAGUUAUUAAAAUUAAGGUUAUGCCAUUUUUUUUAUUAAUCUAAAAACAAUUGGAGUGCCUGGUUCUGUUAAACUUGGGGGUUAAAUAAUUCUGCUUUUUUUUUUGGUAAAUAUAUUGCAUCUCUUUUAAAUGUUCAACUUAAAUAUCACAGAGUGAAAAUUAUGACAUGCUUAUUUCAGGAUCAAACAAAUUUGAAUCUUUCUUCAGCCUAUAAUCUAACUCAAGAAACUGCUUCCUUUAUACUAUCAGUAACACUUUACUAUAAGAUCAUUACAUUUUAAACAAAUUUGAGUCUUUCUUCAGCCUAUAAUCUAACUCAACACACUGCUUCCUUUAUACUAUCAGUAACACUUUGCUAUAAGAUUAUUACAUGUUACAGUAAGUAAUGCAGCAUUUAGUCAUCUUGGUUAAUGUUAAUAUAUACAUAUACUAAUACAUUUUUACAUUAGAAGUCGUAUAAAUUUACAUUAAAGUAUUAUGAGCAAACAAUAGCAAGGAACAAUAUUAUAUUUAUAAGGUAACAUUGACUGAGAUCAAUAAAUGCUGUUAAAAAUAAAUUCAUUUAGUUCAUGAUACCUCCAUGUAAUGCCUGUUGUGCAUUAAACAAAGAUUAUUGAAUUGAACAUCACUGUAGUGUUACUAUCUUUCAGUUAUUGCAAAGUGAUGGAUAUCAUAUUUUACAAUCUAUAAUUCAAGAUAUUUAAUCAGUUCAGAUAUAAAGGAAAGCAUUGUAUACUUGCUCCUACACAAUAUUAGGCAGGUGGUUUUAAUGUUGUAUGUAUGUAAGUAUAUGUAUGCAUAUAUGUGUGUAUAUAUAUAUACACACACACACAUAUAUGCAUUCAUAUACAUACAUACAUACAACAUUAAAACCACCUGCCUAAUAUUGUGUAGGUCCCCCUCGGGCUAACCCACAUCUCAGAAUAGCAUGAUGAGUAGAGAUGCAGAAUAGAGAUGCUAUUAUUUUCACCACAAUUGUAUAGUAAAGUUGAGCGGUUAUCUGAGUUACCAUUGACUGAACCUGUCUGACCAUUCUCUGUUUACCUCUCUCAUCAACAAGGUGUUUCCAUCUGCAGAACUGCCGCUCUCUGGAUGUUUUUUGUUUCUGGCAUCAUUCAGAGUAAAUU
Xyrauchen texanus (razorback sucker) is the source of this 7149-nucleotide messenger RNA. RefSeq names its product WD repeat domain 11 (gene wdr11). The record is from RefSeq and is a predicted model, not a curated record. Lineage: Eukaryota; Metazoa; Chordata; Actinopteri; Cypriniformes; Catostomidae. Gene Ontology annotation, cellular component: cytoplasm. The coding region runs from base 96 to 3842 and encodes 1248 amino acids. Gene Ontology annotation, molecular function: protein binding. The transcript is spliced from 29 exons.